AUGGAGUAUUCAGAUGUAUUCAGUUUUCUCUUCAUUGCUCUAAGCUACAAUGAGACGAUUAUAGGAAAGAUUUGGUUUGCAAUUGUGAUCUUCCUGAGAUUUAUGGUGAUAUUUUUAGCAGCCUAUCCUCUUUAUCAAGAUGAGCAAGAACGCUUCGUCUGCAACACACUGCAACCAGGAUGCUCCAAUGUAUGUUAUGACCUCUUUGCUCCAGUAUCUCACUUUCGGUUUUGGCUGAUUCAAAGUGUGUCUGCCCUCCUUCCUUACGUUGUUUUUGGUGUCUGUGUAGUACACAGUGUGGUCAGACACAUUGUAAAGGCCUCUUCCUCCCCUUAUUCUCAGUACAAAGAAAUUAAGACUUUAUCCGACUGCAAAAUUACAAAGAACUUCAAAAGUCCAGCAAAAAAGGGAAAAAUUGGCAGGAGAAAUGAGGUGGCUGCCUUGGAUUUUUCCAGGGCUUAUAUAGUUCAUCUUAUUAUGAGAAUAUUGAUAGAGGCUGGCUUUGGAACUGGUCAUUACUAUCUCUUUGGGUUUUUUGUUCCGAAGCGUUUCUCCUGUGACCACUUUCCUUGCACGAGUUUUGUUGAUUGCUACAUUUCCAGACCAACUGAAAAAACCAUCAUGAUGCUUUUCAUUUGGGCACUUGGUGGCUUCUCCUUUCUUCUUGGUCUUCUUGACCUAAUCUUUGCUUUGCGGACCAAUGGGGUAAGAAAUCAUAGAAAUAAGCUUCUGUUGCAAAAGUUCAAAGUGGAAGAGGAAGGCAGCCCUGACCUGCAGCAAGAUAACAAUCCAGGCAAUGUUCAUCAUGGAAGCAUGACCAUCCCUGAUAGUGGUGUAAAAUGCUUGCUUGCUUGUAAGGCUACAGAAGACUGUUCUUUUUCACCUACAAUGACUCUUCAGCAGACAAUUGGCACUCAUCUCAAUAAUAACCAUAAUAAGCUAUGUAAUGAAUCUGCCAAUCAAGAUCUGGUUUUUAAUGAAGCUAAACAGUGGGAGAAGCCAUCUGAGCAAUCAAGACAUGAGCACCAGUCCUGCUUUGUCAAAGAACCCUUGGCUUUUGAAUCCCAAGAGGUGUGCCAUCACAGUUUUCAUUCAUUUGCAAGUUAUGACAAGCCCUCAGUUCAUUAUUCUACUCUGGAGAGAAAGACCUCUGAUACUCUGUCUGUCUGUGAUAGUUCUGUAUACUCAAAAUCCAAAAAAUCAGAAUGGGUAUAG
Notechis scutatus (mainland tiger snake) is the source of this 1215-nucleotide messenger RNA. RefSeq names its product gap junction protein delta 4 (gene GJD4). Lineage: Eukaryota; Metazoa; Chordata; Lepidosauria; Squamata; Elapidae. Gene Ontology annotation, molecular function: gap junction channel activity. Gene Ontology annotation, cellular component: connexin complex. Gene Ontology annotation, biological process: cell-cell signaling. The record is from RefSeq and is a predicted model, not a curated record.